AUGUACCCCGGUCGUCCCGGACCGGACAUCGUCAAUCCAAUAGGAAUAAGAGUCCAUCGAUUCCCCCCGCCAACAGCGAAGCAACGACCUGGGUCACAGCAGCAGGCUGAUGAUUUCAACGCUGGAGAACUAGGGGGUCGAGGACCCCAUUCAGGAGCUAAAGGAAGAGGAAAAGGUGUUGGUGGUAAGGGAGGAGGCGCUUUGGGGUUUGAUACGGCCACUGGGGGGAAGGGCCUCGGCAAGGGCAAGGGAAGAGAACACGAAGAUACAGCUAGUUCACCCGAUCAUCAUGAUGAUGGCUGGCAAGUGGUGAAGCCUAAGCAAGGGAAUAGGGAUUGGGGUGCACUCAGAGGUGGCCGAACUGCAGGAGAUGAGGAGGAUGGCAAACCACUACCGCCAUGGCGUAGGGUUGCUGCUCAUCAUCCAGGGGCCGCUAGAAGGGGAGAUACAUCCCCGGUGCAUUCACAUGGCGCGGAGCAACAUCAUCGUAUUGAUAUCACUGCCGCAGAAGGAGAUCACUAUCACCAUAAACAGCAGGAGCAUUCUCCCUCUGGCGUCCCCGCCACUACCCCAUUCAAGAA
Molecule: messenger RNA, 581 nt
Organism: Perkinsus marinus ATCC 50983
Lineage: Eukaryota; Perkinsozoa; Perkinsida; Perkinsidae
Exons: 5
Source: RefSeq, a predicted model, not a curated record